This is a messenger RNA of Ctenopharyngodon idella (grass carp), 1307 nucleotides long. It is a transcript of the gene mob3a, whose product is annotated as MOB kinase activator 3A. The transcript is spliced from 4 exons. NCBI's taxonomy places the organism in Eukaryota, Metazoa, Chordata, Actinopteri, Cypriniformes, Xenocyprididae. Gene Ontology annotation, biological process: positive regulation of protein phosphorylation; signal transduction. The record is from RefSeq and is a predicted model, not a curated record. Gene Ontology annotation, cellular component: cytoplasm; nucleus. The coding region runs from base 315 to 965 and encodes 216 amino acids. Gene Ontology annotation, molecular function: protein kinase activator activity.
CUGAAGAGGCUCUACUGAUGUUUCAAUAGAGGAAGUGUACUUCGCUCAGCAGGGAGGGGCUUGUGGCUUCCUUAGAAAGUGUGGACUUAAUAAUUGUUACAGUGCGAAGGCCACGUUCCUUUUAACUCUAUAACAAUUGCAAAUACAAUGUGAUUACAAUAACGAAGAACGUUCUUGAAUAACGAACAAAACAGAGGGCGGUGUAAAAAGGCGGUUCACAUCAAAGCGGAACAAGAAAGGCGCUUGCUCGGCACCCCUGCUAUCAAAAGGCUCAUUUUAAGCACAUUACACAACAAUCCCGUCCCACGGCAAGCAUGUCCAUGGCCCUAAAACAAGUCUUCAACAAGGACAGAACAUUCCGGCCCAAGCGCAAGUUUGAGCCUGGAACGCAACGCUUUGAGCUGCACAAGAAAGCCCAGGCGUCUCUAAAUGCCGGUCUGGACCUGAAGCAGGCGGUGCAGCUGCCGCACGGCGAAGACCUGAACGAUUGGGUGGCCGUUCACGUGGUGGACUUCUUUAACCGCAUCAACCUCAUCUACGGCACCAUCAAUGACUCCUGCACAGACCAGACCUGCCCCGUUAUGUCCGGCGGGCCAAAGUACGAGUACCGCUGGCAGGACGAACAGAAGUACAAGAAGCCCACUGCUCUCCCAGCACCCAAAUACAUGAGCCUGCUAAUGGACUGGAUUGAAGUCCAGAUCAACAAUGAACAGAUCUUCCCCACUAAUGUUGGUACGCCAUUCCCUAAGACCUUCAUGCAGGUAGCAAAGAAGAUCUUGUCUCGUUUGUUUCGGGUAUUUGUCCACGUCUACAUCCACCACUUUGACUGCGUGAGCCAGAUGGGAGCAGAGGCCCACGUGAACACCUGUUACAAACAUUUCUAUUACUUUGUUACUGAAUUCAACCUCAUAGACCACAAAGAGCUGGAACCUCUGAAAGAGAUGACAUCACGGAUGUGCCACUGAAAAAGAAAGCGGACCUUCACAUUCCAGACUGAUCAGGACCACGCAAAUUUACGAUUUAAAAGCAGACCAAACUUUCAAAGACUUUAUUUUUUAUACACUUUUAAAGUACUGUAAUAAUCUAUUUAGAGAGAGACAUGUACAUCUCUCUGUAUUCUCAUGUGUAGGCAUAUGGAGAGUAUUUUUUAUUAGAAAUCAGUAUUAUCAGAUAUUUUUGUUUUCCCAAAUUUGUUCUGAAUAAUUCCUUUUGUUCUGUCGAACUGUUAUAAUCUUUAACAUACAGAUUAUAUUUGACUAUUUAUGUAUGUGGUUGAGAUAUUAAACUUACUUCCUCUUGUCUGUGUA